Homalodisca vitripennis (glassy-winged sharpshooter) is the source of this 4376-nucleotide messenger RNA. Its product is annotated as probable cytochrome P450 6a13. Lineage: Eukaryota; Metazoa; Arthropoda; Insecta; Hemiptera; Cicadellidae. The transcript has 4 exons. Gene Ontology annotation, molecular function: oxidoreductase activity, acting on paired donors, with incorporation or reduction of molecular oxygen; iron ion binding; monooxygenase activity. The record is from RefSeq and is a predicted model, not a curated record. Bases 783 to 2354 code for a protein of 523 amino acids.
UCCCUGCGCUAUCUGCGCUUGGCUGGGCUUUCUCUAACUAUGUAAGUCCGACGUCUUAGACCGCUCGCCCAUCGUCUCUCCAGGAGCUUCCCUGCGCUAUCUGCGCUUGGCUGGGCUAUCUCUAACUAUGUAAGUCCGACGUCUUAGACCGCUCGCCCAUCGUCUCUCCAGGAGCUUCCGGGGAUUCUCUCUGUGAGUUCUGUGGGGAAGAUGUCUUAAACGACUGUGGUUAUAACAUUUUCUAAAAUGAAUCCUACCAAAACAGAUAACAUCACUUUGGUGCAUUUAAAGGCUUACAAUCCAAUAAGAAUGUAAGACUAAAAAUUAUUAUUAGUGCAAAAUACCGAGCGAGGAGAUAGGGAACGCGAGUUGAGGAGUUCGAACACUCCUUUGAUUAAAUAAUCUGGUGUGCGUGCGUCCGUGGGGGGGAGGAGGAGGAGAGGAGAUAGAGUCAAUUGUGUGUCUAGGCACAGUCGAAGAGACACAGUUGACACUUUGACAGCGAUAACAAGUAUCACAAUUGUGAGUGGAAGAGAUUACAAGAUUGUGACUGACCUUCAUACAGAUAAUAUAGAGGCUUUGUGUUUUGCUUAGCUUUAUUAGUAGUACGGAUAUUUCUAAGUUUCAGUGUGAAAAAUACUUUUUAUGAAAAUAUAACGUAUAUAAUAUAAUAUUUUAGUUUUAUUUUUGACGAGAGAGUUCACAAUAAAUAUUGAAUUAAAGGAAGUUACACGGAGAUGGAUAGUGUUGAAUAUCGAUAGUGUGAAAUCUGUGGCGGUGAAAUGGGCAUGGUGAUUGAAAACACGUUCGCCGAGUUAAUUUACGGAUUAAUUUUCAUCUUUUGGGCCAUUUACGUGUAUUUUGUCAAAGAUUACGGCUACUGGGAAGAGAGAGGGGUGCCUCAUGUUCCACCAGUGUUCCCUUUUGGGUCCACUGUUCGAAACGUGUGGAACAGAUGUUACAGAGGCAUCACGUACGACCAGAUCUACAGAGAUUUCAGAGACGAACGCUUCGUCGGCCUCAUCGACAUAAGGAACCCUUCGUUACUCGUAAGAGAUCCUGAACUGAUCGGUCAUAUUCUGGAAAAGGAUUUCAGCAACUUCACAGAUCACACGAUGGUGGACCCGAACCCCGCGGAGUAUCUACUGAACCACUUGUAUAACCUGAAGGGGCAGGAGUGGAGAGACAUGAGGCACAAACUCGCCCCGGCGUACACAGCCGCCAAGGUGAAGAUGAUGUUCUGUUUGGUGCAAAGGUGCAGUGCCGAUCUGAGGAAAGCGUUCACGAAACUCACCUCGAACAACAGUGUCGUGAACGUGAAGGACUGCAUGUCUCGUUUCACCAUGGACGUGAUAGCCACGUGUGUCUACGGUGUAGAGAUAAACUCACUCGAGAAUGUGGACUCGGAGUUUUGUCUGAUGGGGAGGAAGAGCAAUGAGGUGAGUGUCGUCAUGCUGCUCAAAAUGUACCUCAUGAAUGCAUUUCCGAUAUUCAAAAAGAUCCAUUGCUUUAACUAUAUGGACUCAGACGUCACUGAAUUCUUCACCCGAACAAUCCGCUCGGCAGUCGAGUACCGGGAGAGUCAGUCCGUGGAGAGAUUUGACUUCCUGGACCUGCUGAUCAAACUGAGGCGGAACCAGAGUAUCCUGGAGGAGGGGGAGAAGUCUCCAGACCUUCCAGGCAGCUCUACCCUGCGUAAAAGAGAAGGUCUAACGAUAGAAGAGAUCACGGCACAGACGUUCGCGUUCUUCGCGGCUGGCUACGAGACUACAGCCAACACGAUCAUGUUCUGUCUGUACGAGCUGGCAUGUGACAACAGGAUACAGGAUAAACUCUCCUGGGAGGUGAAAGAGGUCCUGGGCAGACACGGGGGUGACAUAUCCUACCAGGCCCUGCAGGAAAUGUCUUAUAUGGAACAAGUCAUAAAGGAAUCUCUACGCCGCUACCCAAUACUUCCAUACUUAACAAGGACAUGCUCCGGAAACUACAAGUUGCCUAAUUCCAAUGUGGAAAUACAAACAGGUCAUCAAGUGGUUAUACCCGUAUACUCUCUGCAUCACGACCCCAACUAUUUCCCUGAACCCUUCACGUUCAACCCUGAAAGGUUCAGCCACAGCAGCAACCUACAUCCGCAUGUGUACCUGCCCUUUGGCGAGGGGCCUCGGAUGUGUAUUGGGAAACAGUUUGGUCUGACGAGCGUGAAGACAGCCUUGGCCAGUUUAGUCAGUGACUACAAGAUCAGCCUUGCUCCAGGCACAGAUGUUCCACUGAAGUUGAAAAACAACCCUUUCACGACUCUGCCAUCGAAGCCACUCAUGCUUGUGUUUACUCGACGAAACGCAACAGUUCAGUAAUAGGGCCUAAGGUGCAGAUAGUUGCGUUUCAUUACUUGGUAUAAACACUCCUAUAUCCUGAGGAUGAAAAGUAACAAACUCUUCUCGAAGCUACCGUCAAAGAAUCGCAUGCUUAUUAUAGACCUAUAGCAGUGAAAAAUGGUUUUUUACAACACUAGAAAUCGAGCUAGGUCACCUCGCGUCGCGUGACAGGCUUCCCUGAGGCUGAAUGAAAGUUAUAAAUCUAUAGCUCAUUUAAUUAUAAAAAUGCUCACUGUCAGAUAGCAAUACAGUCAAUCGUACAGAAAACAAUUGUAAAUCCCCUGGCGACGAAAUAUAAAUUAUGUCAGCCUAUUGAGGUGAUGGGUUUCAAUGACGCUCAGCCAAAUUCUAUGGUGUACACGUAAUAUCAUAGAAACCAUUCUUGUCUAUUUAUAGAUCAUGCAAAACCCAUUCUACAAGUGAGGUGAUUCUUGAAAUGACACACAAUUCAUUAAAUUUAUUUUUCUACAAGUUACGUUUCAUAGCAAUGUUCAAAUAGUACAAGUUCGAGUGAGAUAUGGAGUGUACUGCAACUUAAGAGCGUCCUCUUGUCAACGACUUUUAACAUUGACUCUCAUCUCCAUAAUUUUAAUUCUAUGAAUACAUUUUUUAACAUUUUUAAAUUCCAUUUAUUUAUACUGCUAUUUUCUCGUUGCCAUCAUGGUAUCCAUAAGAUCAAUGAAAAAAUAUUCAAAAAAACUCAGCCAAAUCCCAUUGAGUGUCAUACACCAUUAUCGGACUCAAUAUUGCCUAAAUAGAAAUAAAGUUUAUUGCAACAUUUUAGCCUACAGGUCAGUUAGUUUUCGUGAUAUCAUACGGACAGAUGGGCAAACAGAAAUAAUAUUUUCCCAGCCUCUCUAGUAAUAGGCUUUGCUGACGCUCAGCUAAUAAAUAGAAGCGUAUCAAUCAAGGGGUUGAUAAUUAUAAGGGAAAAGAAAGGAUGGUAGAAUGGACGUUGGUGACCAUAAUUGUUGUCCCUGACCGGUUCAUACUCAGUACAAGGUGGAUUGUCUGACUUGCUAUGUUGGUAAUUGUAUUACAAAACCUAUAGUUGUGUCAGCGAACCCAAGCCGUGAUUCUCCUAAUUGAUUAGUUUGAGAUUUCCCUUUAUAUCUAGGCUGAAGUUAGCGCAUUACCCAGAUCCAUUAGGAACUUCGCGCUCAGACAACCUAUACCAUACAAUGUAACGAUGUUCAGCAAGACGAUAAUGCUAUAAUGGCCUAUAUAUAGAAUACUGAUCCAGAUUUUGCCAUAUUUUGUACCUUGAUACUAAUUCAAAUUAAGGGCAUCCAACCUUAUAAUCCUAUUUAAUUCUGUACAUCGAAUGUCAGUAUGUUAAGGAAGUAAGUCAAACAAAAAUGAGUGUAUAGAAAUUAUUUUUGAAUAACAAAUUAGGUUGCUUGCAAUAGGAACACUUGAUAGUUGUACAUAUUUAAUAAUAUUUAUCAGUUUUCUGGACUUACAUUGUAGAAGUUUACUGAAGUUUACUGGACUUACAUUGUAGAAGUUUACUGAAGUUUUCUGGACUUACAUUGUAGAAGUUUACUGAGGUGUCGCCUUUAAAAUCUGACGUAUAUCAGUUGAUGUUAUUUAUUGGCAGCAAUAUUCAGGGAAUUUUAGGUAGUUAAAGUAAUCUUCAAAACAUUAAUUUGGUUAUCAUUCUUAAUUAAUAUUAGAAUUUUGUUUCGUACUAUAAAUAAAAUACUUAAAAUUCGAUAUAUUUUUAACAAAAUAAUAACUUCUUAGAAAACUAUAAAAACACUCUUGCAUACCACUUAUAUAUUAUAUUAUUGUACUCGACUCAUUUGCAAAUGUAUUUAUUGUACAAUUAUUUAUUUAAAAUCUAAAACCCAGGUAGUUCUCGAGUUGUCUAAAAGACAGACAGACAGACAUGAAAUCCUUCCAGUCCCUAGAGUGGUAAGCUUCGCUAACACUCAGCCAAUUAUUAGCUUUUUAAAUUGGCUAUUGCACCAGAAUGAGAACUUGGGUAGUUUUUUACAA